Molecule: messenger RNA, 1438 nt
Organism: Seminavis robusta
Lineage: Eukaryota; Bacillariophyta; Bacillariophyceae; Naviculales; Naviculaceae
Source: the annotation of a GenBank genome assembly
GUCUCAUUAUUUCUCGUCGCAGUCUUUUGCAACGCUUUCUUUCAAUCCACUCUGUUGCUACCGUACCGUAUUACCAUGACACCCAACAACAACAACAUGCCCGGUGCUACCGUUGCCAUUCUGGAGGACUCGCCAUUGAAGCAUCUGGUACCGAUGAAACCACCAGCCGAAAGACUCAAGCUUCCCGAAGGAUUCCUUCCCAAAGCGGCACCAAAGAAGAAAAAGAAGAACCAAGGUAUCCUCCAGCGCAUGACACGACGCUUCCAACAACCCAAACAGAAGAAGGAUCCAUGGCAAGCCUGGUACGACGAGUCCCCCUACAUGUUUCAAGACCAACUCAAGGAGAUUCAUCUUCCACAGCAUGACUUGGUGGAAGACAAGGCAUGUGCCAAGAAGAUAUUCGAAGAAGACUCCUUUGUCGAGUCUACGCGAGUCGGCAGCUACAAUCUGCUCCAGCGACUCGGAAGUGGGGCGUUUGGUCACGUCUUUGUAGGACAGUCGACGGUAACCUCCUCUCAGCCCGUCGCCAUUAAAGUCUUGAGCAAACGUGCCAUUCGAAAACAAGCUGAAGGACGCGAGGUGGUGAAAACGCUCCGACCCAUCAACAAUGAGAUUGGGAUUCUUCGAGAGCAUAGUCAUCAUCCCAAUGUCAUUGGCUUUCACGAGGCACUUCACGGUCGGCAUAACAUUUAUCUCGUCAUGGAACAGGCCACUUCGGACCUAGCCUCGUGCAUGCAUACUCUGGGGCCGAUUCAGCCCGACUUUUAUCAACAAGUCAUGAAGGGUAUCUUGACCGGGCUCGAGUAUCUGCACCGACAUGGAGUGUAUCAUUUGGAUGUCAAGCCGCACAACGUGUUGAUAGUAUCACGGUAUUCCGGUGAGCGAGUGGAUGCCAGCUCCGUUCGCUUGUGCGACUUUGGGUUGUCCAAGACCAUUGCGAGUCAUUUGCCAGAGUGGAAGGUGGGCGACACGCCCAUGCAUGUCAAGAUUGCGCCGGGAAGCUACAUGGGGACUCAUAGAUUCAUGUGCCCGGAAUUGCGACUACGAAAGGGAGCAAAUGCACGACAAGCCGACAUGUGGUCCGUGGGAUGCACCUUGCUGAAUAUCAUGGAUUGCUUGCCCCGAGAGUUUGGAGUUCGAGACCCAGCUCAAUAUGAGGUCAACGUAAAAGAGUUCCUCGAGUCCCAAAGCAUUUCCAUCAGCGGUGGAGACGCAGAACUUGUCCACGACCUUCUAUUCCAGCAUUUAUUGCUUUGGAAUGCCCAGGACAGAGACACAUCGGAAGAGGCACUGUCUCACCCAUGGUUUCAAUAUGAAUACGAGAACGAAUCUCAGGAAUCAUAUUUUGAAAGCUUCCAGCCAGAGCAUGGAAUAGAGCUAUAGUACUGUAGUUACAAAGAACUACCACUUAAAAAAAAAUCUUUAAUAAUGCAUUCGC